Molecule: messenger RNA, 734 nt
Organism: Oncorhynchus mykiss (rainbow trout)
Lineage: Eukaryota; Metazoa; Chordata; Actinopteri; Salmoniformes; Salmonidae
Gene: gphb5
Product: glycoprotein hormone subunit beta 5
Biological process (GO): regulation of thyroid hormone receptor signaling pathway; G protein-coupled receptor signaling pathway
Cellular component (GO): extracellular region; cytoplasm
Molecular function (GO): hormone activity
Source: RefSeq, a predicted model, not a curated record
AUGAGAUGCUGGGAUAAAUAGCUGGGAGUUCCUCCCUGGGAUCCAUUAUCAGGUGAUUCUGCUGUCAGAGACAUCACAGCUACUGGAGUUACUGUAGCUCCUGAUUCAGAGGUUCAGUAGUGUCAGUUUUCUCCAGUGGAGAACCACUGCAGUGAGACCAGUUGUGAGCCCAGAUGACCCAGAGGAGAAGUACUCAGUGGUGGUGUGCUGUGCUGCUGUGCUGUACAGGGCUGUGGUCAUGGCUUCACCCAGAGACACUGAGCCAGGCUUCAGCCGUCAACCUGCGCCGCUUCAUUGGCUGUGCCGUCCGGGAGUUCACCUUCCUGGCCAGGAAACCAGGCUGUGGAGGGCUGCACAUCACCACUGACGCCUGCUGGGGACGCUGUGAGACCUGGGAGAAGCCUGUCCUGGACCCUCCCUACAUAGAGUCAUACCAGCGUGUGUGUACCUACAACGAGACCCGCCUGGUGACGGUGCGGCUGCCUAACUGCUCAGCCAACGUGGACCCCAUGUACACCUACCCUGUAGCCCUGAGGUGUGAUUGUGGAGUGUGCCUGACCAGUACCACUGAGUGCAUCACCUCUGUCUGACUGCAAGCACCAUCACUGGCACUGGACAGGGAGAGCAGCAGCACUGGAUGUUUACUCUAUGGAGAGAAUGGAAAUCCCCUUUCUAUUUCAAGUCAUUAUACAGCUUGGAAUAACUUUAAACAUAAAUAAAUAAUGUCAUCUGAA